Molecule: messenger RNA, 852 nt
Organism: Colletotrichum chrysophilum
Lineage: Eukaryota; Fungi; Ascomycota; Sordariomycetes; Glomerellales; Glomerellaceae
Exons: 2
Coding region: 1-852 (283 amino acids)
Source: RefSeq, a predicted model, not a curated record
AUGUAUGCUGCUACCGCAAAUCCCAAGCUGUCGGGUGACCCGAAGCCGGCCGAGGAGAUGAUGCUUUGCGCUAUCCGCCCUAUGUUGGUCAAGCCUGGUAUCCUCCCCCAUAACGAUCCUGGUCACAAUACCCUCAGAACCUUCAUCGAUCUCCUCGACACCACCGCUACUGAGAAGGAGCAACGUCUGAAGGUCUCUCCUUUUAGAGCCGUGGGCAACACUUUCGACUUCAGGGACCCCGCCAAGUGCCACCUGCCGAACGUUUGGCAGUUCGCUGACCAGGCCGACCUCGCUCGCCUAUACGACGCCGUUUUCCGCAGCGACAAACAGCCUGACUUCGUCAAGGCCGCCAACCUUCAGAUCUACAUCUGGUUUCCCCAGCGUGGGCCCCAGCCUUCCAAGAAGCCCAACUUCCACCAUCUGAUUGACAUCCGGAACCUUACCCUCUACGGCUGGUGUGGAUGUCUCCCCCGCGACGACCCAAAGACGAGCCGAACGUUAGUUCUGACGACGGACCGCGUGUUUGAGGACUGUCCGCACUGGUCAAAGUACCCUGCUACACCCGUUAAUCACCUUUCUGGUAGCCACGCGGCGGCGUCCCAUGGCCCCCCUCCCGUCCCGAUUGGUGUCAUCAACGGUCACUUCCCCCACGGGGUGCUAUACCCACCUCCACCAGAGGACGAGAACCCGAACGUCGUCCCUUACCAUAUCUACGGUGGCAUCCACUUGAACCAUAGCCGCGGACUAGCACUACCGCCCCCAGGCAUCCUCUCGAAUGACCAGCCUGCGUGGCCUGAGUCGCACAUCGUCCCCAGGGAAAUUUACCUGAGCUCGUCGACAUCGCAGCAGUAG